Acaulospora colombiana is the source of this 850-nucleotide messenger RNA. The record is from the annotation of a GenBank genome assembly. Lineage: Eukaryota; Fungi; Glomeromycota; Glomeromycetes; Diversisporales; Acaulosporaceae.
UACACCAUGAUUAGCACGUCUACCGUCGCUGCUGCUAUCGCCGUCUUGGCUUCUGUCAAUCAAGUCGCCGCUCACGGGUACGUCGAGCAAGUGUGGGCCAACGGCCAGACCUACUGGGGCACCAACGAAGAUGGUGGCAAACCCAGUGGAUCCCCCGUCCUCGUCACCGACUAUCUCACUCCAACCUACGAUGUCUGGUCCAGGGAAAUCGCCUGUGGUAUCAAUCCUCAAGGCGCACAAGGCGUCAUCGAGAUCGAAGCCGGUGGUUCCAUCGGAUGGCACUGGGUCACUCACUCUGGCUCGGACGCCAAGACGUGGACACAUAACGAAGGCACUCACCGUUCUUUCCUCGCCCCCUGCAACGGCGACUGUGGCUCCGUCGACGUCACCCAACUCGAAUUCACAGAACUAGGCUCCGAAUACACCGGUCAACAAGGAUGGGACGGAUCCACUUGGCCCGUCCACGUUCUCGCAGAAGGUGGAGCGUGGUACGACAAGAUUCCCGACGCACCCACGGGCGAUUACAUUUUACGUAACGAGUUGACGGCGUUGCAUUAUUCGGACAAGGUGGUGGGGAGCUGGGAUAAUGGACAUGCGUGGGGGACCGAGUUUUACCCUACGUGUGUGGCGAUCAGGAUUACGAGGUCGGGUGGGACGUGGAAUAUGGGGAAUGCGGUCAAGUUCCCGGGUGCUUACCAAGUUAACCAAUCUGGACAUUAUAACCCCAAUAUUUGGAGCGACCCUGGAUCGGUGGGGAUCAGCUCCUUGAGCUCGUUUGGACGCACCGUCUGGGUUAGUGGCAGCAACAAUAACUCGGGUAAUAACAACUCGGGUAGCAAUGAUAAUGGAA